AUGGCAAAACAGGAGUUUGAAACUAGGCUGAAUACCAUUCAACUCAGAUACAAGAAAAAUAAAGCCAAACAGGAAAAAAUCGAUAUCAAAGAACUAGAGACGCUACAUAAAAGUCUAAAUAAGCGAUUGAUCGAGAAACUGAAAAGUUGUAGAGAACUUAUGCUAAAGCAGGAUGAAACACUGGUUAAGAUCAACUCCAUGCUAGAAGGAUAA
Molecule: messenger RNA, 213 nt
Organism: Theileria equi strain WA
Lineage: Eukaryota; Apicomplexa; Aconoidasida; Piroplasmida; Theileriidae
Exons: 4
Coding region: 1-213 (70 amino acids)
Source: RefSeq, a predicted model, not a curated record